AUUCCUCCCCCCCCCCCCCGAUGAAUAAUUAACCAGACUGUCCGCCUUUUAUUUGGGUCUGGAGCUGCCUUCUUAGCUCUCCAGCGAGGGGAAAGUGACCAACUGCAGGGAAAAGAGCUAGCAAAAACAGGUCAUUUACACCGCCCCCCCCCCAAAAAAAAACUUUUUCCCCACUCGUUCCCCUGUUGUAAAAUAUUCGCUUUGAUCUGCAUCAUGUCUCACUCCGCGAAUCCAGUCUAUCGAUCGACACUGAACACCUACCAGAGCAUUAUGGAACAAUACAACCCUGGACUGCAGAAUCUGGUGUUCCUUGGGACAAAUUUUGUCCGGGCUUUCCGAGUGUUGAUCACGGCAGCUAACAAUUAUUUCGUUGCGGUUGGGAAAUUUGGCGAGCAAGCCCUACAGACUUCCACGUCGCAGACACUGGGUCAGGUCUUGUUGCAGAUGACAGAUGCUCAGAGGCAACUCAGCAAUGACCUGGAAGUAAUUUUUCGGAGAUUCAAUGAUGAUCUCCUACAGGAAAUGGAUCGUAAUACACAGCUGGACAUAAAGUACAUCAGUGAAAGUAAACAUCGAUUUGAAAUGGAACAUAGGAAACAGAUUGAGGUCCUGGGCAGGGCAAAUGCAGAGCUCCGGCAAUUGGAGAGAAUGAGGAGCUCACAGACCAGAGACAUGCAAGAGAGGAUCUACAAUCUGGAGUCCAGCCUGGAAUUAUUUCUCCACAACAGCCACAAACAGGCCCUGGCCGAGGAGAGACGCCGUUAUCGAUUUCUGGCUGAAAAGCACAGCCAACUUUCGAAUCAGUUUCUCAGCUUUUACAGCAAGGCUCGUGAAGUUCUCCACAGUAAAGUCCCAGGGUGGAGAGAACACAGCAGCCCAGCAUCAUCUGGAAAUGUCUUUGGCAGAGCAAGCCCACGGCCCUCUUCCAUGAAUGAUGAUAACAUCUCGAGGUACAGCUAUGUUUCCAGCUCUCAGUCAUCGAGAAGAGAAUUAAAUGGGGCAGAAGUGACCAUGUAUCCAUACUCAGACCACAGACAAGAAAGAAAUGCCUCACCCAGAGCAGGCUCCGAGGGGCGUCUGUCAAGGGCUAGCUCACUUGGAGAAAAGAUUAACGCAACAGUCAGUCCUCGUGUUCAGGCCAUUGCCUCUCACUCUGCUGGCAGCAAUCGGACCAUGUUAAGUUUUGAAACUGGAGAUAUUAUUGCCAUAUUGGUCCCCGAAGCGAAAAAUGGCUGGCUUUAUGGAAAACUGGAAGGCACACCCAAACAGGGCUGGUUCCCAAGCUCAUUCGUGAGGCCUUUGGAAGAAGAGAUACGAAGGCAGGAACCAUCAACCAGGGGAACUAAUCCAUUUUCCACUAUCAAGCUGCGGCCUACUGUCACCAACGACCGAUCAAGACCCUUUCUGCGAUAA
Molecule: messenger RNA, 1413 nt
Organism: Rhincodon typus (whale shark)
Lineage: Eukaryota; Metazoa; Chordata; Chondrichthyes; Orectolobiformes; Rhincodontidae
Gene: baiap2l2b
Product: BAR/IMD domain containing adaptor protein 2 like 2b
Exons: 12
Coding region: 214-1413 (399 amino acids)
Biological process (GO): actin crosslink formation; actin filament bundle assembly; positive regulation of actin filament polymerization
Cellular component (GO): nucleoplasm; cytosol
Molecular function (GO): protein binding
Source: RefSeq, a predicted model, not a curated record